Messenger RNA from Populus nigra (black poplar), 2761 nucleotides. Its product is annotated as extensin-like. The record is from RefSeq and is a predicted model, not a curated record. The coding region runs from base 15 to 2540 and encodes 841 amino acids. NCBI's taxonomy places the organism in Eukaryota, Viridiplantae, Streptophyta, Magnoliopsida, Malpighiales, Salicaceae. The transcript is spliced from 2 exons.
ACUAGCCUUUAACUAUGAAGAAUCAACUCAGGUCUUGCUCGAGUACAGUUCUGCAGUUACCAAUGACUCCAUUCACAAAACAGCUUUUUGUGCCAAGUUUACUCCUAAUGCUUGUCGCUGUAUCAGAUGCAUCAGGCAUGGCUAGCGCCCCAGGUUAUGCAAGAUGCAUGAUCAAGAGAUACAGGCAUUGCUAUAACCUGGAGCAGACUUGCCCUUCAUUCUGCCAUAAUGGCUGCAUAGUCGAAUGUGUCUCUUGCAUGCCUAUGUGUGUUGGAGACUCGAGCCCGAUCCUAGACUAUUCUAUUUCUUUGCCAAACCCUCUCACUCUUCUUCCACUAGAAUUCCCAAAAUCUCAUACCCGUUCGUUGCUAAAUGUUCAUCCAUCAGAGUCUGAUGGCAAUGAUGGCAAAGGUCCACCAAAAUCUGAAGGAUCUAAUGAAAAACCAUCACCUCCAGAACAGAGCGGCGAUGAUGGUGGUGAAUCUGAAGGAUCUAAUGAAAAGCCAUCACCUCCAGAACAUAGCGGCGAUGAUGGUGGUGAAUCUGAAGGAUCUAACAAAAAGCCUUCACCUCCAGAAGACAGCAAUCAUGAUGAUGGAUCUAACAAAAAGCCUUCACCUCCAGAAGACAGCAAUCAUGAUGAAUCUGAAGGUUCUAACAAAAAGCCUCCACCACCAAAUUCUGAUCAUCCACCAUCUCAAACCCCUCCAAUUUAUGUAACGCAGCCCUCAACUCCAUCAUCUUCGCCAUCAUCACACUCACCUCCUACUACCACUCCAUCUUCACCGCCAUGGUCAACACCUUCAUCAACACCUCCUACUAUCACUCCUACUUCGCCUUCACCUCCAUCUCAAUCCACACCUUCUCCAACACCUCCUACCACCACUCCAUCUUCACCUUCACCAACACCUCCUACUACCACUCCCUCUUCACCUUCACCUCCAUCUUCAUCCACUCCUUCACCAUCACCUCCUACUAUCACUCCAUCUUCGCCUUCACCUCCAUCUCAAUCCACACCUUCUCCAACACCUCCUACCACCCCUCCAUCUUCAUCCACUCCUUCACCAACACCUCCUACUACCACUCCUACUUCGCCUUCACCUCCAUCUCAACCCACACCUUCUCCAACACCUCCUACCACCACUCCAUCUUCACCUUCACCAACACCUCCUACUUCACCUUCACCUCCAUCUCAAUCCACACCUUCUCCAACACCUCCUACCACCACUCCCUCUUCACCUUCACCUCCAUCUUCAUCCACUCCUUCACCAACACCUCCUACUACCACUCCUACUUCGCCUUCACCUCCAUCUCAAUCCACACCUUCUCCAACACCUCCUACCACGACUCCAUCUUCACCUUCAGCAACACCUCCUACUACAACUCCCUCUUCACCUUCACCUCCAUCUCAAUCCACACCUUCUCCAACACCUCCUACUACCACUCCACCUUCGCCUUCACCUCAAUCUUCAUCAACACCUCCCAACACUACUGCUUCACCAUCUACACCUACUCCAACACCUCCUACAAAACCAUCUAAUCCUUCUCCACCAUCAACUCCUACUCCAUCUCCACAUACUCCCACUCCACCUACUUCCUCUUCUCCCCCUCCAUCGACUCCUUCUACCUCACCCAAGACAGCCCGGUGUAAAAACAAGUACUACCCCAGAUGUUACAACACUGAGCAUGUGUGUCCCAGUGCAUGCCCUGGUGGAUGUGAAAUUGAUUGCGCCACUUGCAAGCCUGUUUGCAAGUGUGACAGACCAGGAGCAGUGUGCCAAGACCCUCGUUUCAUUGGUGGUGAUGGCAUUACCUUCUACUUCCAUGGCAAGAAGGAACAUGAUUUCUGCCUUGUAUCUGACCCGAACCUCCACAUCAAUGCACAUUUCAUUGGAAAGCGAAAUGAGAACCUAACGCGGGACUUCACUUGGGUCCAGUCCAUUUCUAUCUUCUUCGACAAACACCAACUCUUCCUUGGUGCACUUAAAGCAUCUACAUGGGAUGACUCUGCGGACCGCCUCUCUCUCGCUUUUGACGGAGAGCCCCUGAACUUCCCAGGCAAUGAAGGCUCCAAAUGGCAAUCCACAAGUGUGCCAAGUGUAUCCAUCACAAGAAUUAGUGACAGCAAUAACGUCGUAGUUGAAGUUGAAGGACUCCUAAAGAUCACAGCAAAGGUUGUGCCUAUAACUGAAGAGGAUUCAAGAAUUCACAAUUAUGGCAUAACCAAGGACGAUUGUUUUGCUCAUCUUGAUCUUGGUUUCAAGUUUUACUCUUUAAGUAACGAAGUCGACGGUGUGCUGGGCCAAACAUAUAGACCAGGAUAUGUGAGUCGUGUAAAUGUGGGUGCGAAGAUGGCUGUGAUGGGAGGAAACAAAGAGUUUGCGACUUCAAGCUUAUCCACCCCAGAUUGUGCUGUAGCCCGUUUCAGAGGUGGUAAUGGCUUUGAAGGGGCAGGCUACAUGGGGGGUCUUGAGUUACCAAGCAUGAGAUGUGCAAGUGGGAUUGAUGGUGAAGGAGUUGUGUGCAAGAGAUUGGCUUAAUUAUGAAUCAAUUAUGAGCCGCAUGCAUUAAUACGAUUGAUAAAAGGAAUAAGGUUGAAAAUCACUGGGGAUAAAAAUAAAAUAAAAAAGAAACCCUCUUGUACUGCACAUUUAAAAGCUUCAUGACAUCAAUUGUGUCUUGAUAAAAACAAAUUCCGGCAAUUUAAUACUGAAUUUUCUUCUGUUGAAUCUCAAUAAAAAUUGUAAUGAUUUUCGUCUUU